ACGUAAUCGGCCCGCGUUCUGGUUUCCCCCUCAAUAUCACUAAUAACCUCAUAACUUCAGUUAAUACACCCUUUAGCCUUAAUUAAACAUCUUCAAACAUGGAGAGCUACCACAAGCCUGACGAGAAAACACUGCAAGGACUUAAAAAUAUUGCUAAUAAGCUAAGAAUUCACUCAAUUAAGGCAACAUGCGCCUCAAAUUCAGGGCACCCUACAUCAUGCUGCAGUGCAGCGGAAAUAAUGUCAGUACUCUUCUUCCAUACGAUGCGUUACAAAGCUGAGGACCCCCGCAAUGCCUGCAAUGACCGCUUUGUCAUGUCUAAGGGUCAUGCUGCUCCCAUAUUGUAUGCUGCUUGGGCAGAGGCUGGUUAUGUCAAGGAAGCUGACCUACUCAAUUUGCGCAAGAUUGAUUGUGAACUUGAAGGACAUCCUACCCCUAAAUUGGCUUUUGUGGAUGUGGCCACAGGCUCGCUGGGUCAGGGUCUGGGAGCUGCAUGUGGGAUGGCAUACACAGGAAAAUACUUUGACAAAUCAAGCUACCGUGUGUACUGCCUGCUGGGAGAUGGUGAGUGUUCAGAGGGGUCAGUGUGGGAAGCCAUGGCUUUUGCAUCCCACUAUGGUCUUGAUAACCUGGUGGCUAUCCUGGAUGUAAAUCGUCUGGCUCAGAGUGAAGCUGCACCAUUAAAGCAUGACAUGGCAACAUACCAGGACCGCUGCAAAGCUUUUGGCUGGAAUACCUGUGUGGUAGAUGGCCAUGAUGUGGAGGAGCUGUGUAAGGAACUGUGGAAUGCUGAACACUUCAAAGGAAAGCCCACUGCCAUCAUCGCCAAAACUUUCAAGGGCAAAGGCCUUAAAAACAUUGAGGAUAUGGAUAACUGGCAUGGCAAGCCCAUUCCUAAGGACCGUGUAGCUGAGUUAAUUAAUGAACUGGAAAAACGGAUCCAGGCUUCCCCUAAACUCCUACAGCCUGACUUGCCAAAUGAGGAUGCCGCUCCUGUAGACCACAGUCCCAUCCAUCUGCCCUCACCUCCAGAAUACAAACUUAGAGACAAGAUCUCUACCAGGAAAGCUUAUGGUGUUGCCCUGAAGAGGCUGGGAGAUGCCAGCCAACGUGUUGUGGCUCUGGAUGGAGAUACUAAAAACUCCACCUUUUCUGAGAUCUUUAAGAAAGCCCAUCCUGAUCGCUACAUCGAGUGUUUCAUUGCUGAGCAGAACAUGGUGAGUGUGGCUAUUGGUUGUGCCACUCGUGACCGCACCGUCUCAUUUGCCAGUACGUUUGCUGCUUUCUUGUCGCGUGCCUAUGACCAAAUUCGAAUGGCCGCCAUUUCCCAGUCUAACGUCAACCUUGUAGGCUCUCACUGUGGUGUUUCUAUUGGUGAGGAUGGCCCCUCUCAGAUGGCUUUGGAGGAUCUUGCGAUGUUCCGUGCUAUUCCAACAUGCACUGUGUUCUACCCUAGCGAUGGAGUGUCCACUGAAAGAGCUGUAGAGUUAGCAGCUAAUACCAAGGGUAUCUGCUUCAUCCGGACCAGCCGGCCAGACACAGCAGUGCUGUAUGAGCCAGAGGAAAAAUUCAAAAUUGGCCAAGCUAAGGUGGUGCGCCAGUCUAGUAGUGAUCAAGUGACUGUGAUUGGAGCUGGUGUGACUCUGCAUGAGGCUCUCGCUGCACAUGACAUUCUGGCCAAAGAAGGUGUGAACAUUCGUGUGAUCGACCCGUUCACUAUUAAGCCUUUGGAUGCUGCCACAAUUGUGGCUAGUGCUCGUGCCACUCGAGGCCAAGUGAUCACAGUGGAGGAUCAUUACAAAGAGGGUGGUCUUGGUGAGGCUGUCCUGGCAGCAGUGGCAGAGGAGCCUGGCAUCGUGGUCCAUCGGCUGGCUGUUAGCCGUGUUCCCCGGAGUGGCAAAUCCCAAGAGUUGCUCGAGAUGUUUGGCAUCAGUGCAAAUUCCAUUGUAACUGCAGUUAGAUGCACUUUUGCCAACUGAAACCCUUCACUGUGUAAACAUUUCUCCCGUAUGACGGUUUGUUUCCCAACCUGAAGCAUUUAAAAAUGUUUUUCAUUUUGGCUGUGUUUGCUUAAAAGAGCCUAUUCCAUUCUUGCAGGCAGUAACAACAUUUCAUUAAUUAAAUCAGAAUCCAGUACCUGUAACAUCACUGACACUUAACUUUGUCAGCAUUCCAGAAUUGGUGUUCCUCAUAAGUCUUAUCCUUGUCUGUUAACAUGGUUGUUAAAUCACAUUCCUUGUCACAAGAUAGUCUUUUGAAUGGUAAUAUAGAGUUACACUUGGUUUAGCAUUUCCAACAGGUGCUUGAGAGGGAUUAUUGAAUAGCUCUGGUUGUGUUUUGUAAGCUACUGGAUGCAGCUUAUUGUGUCUGUGAUGUACCUAUUUGUGCAUCAUGUUACUAAGAUAUCCAGAUUGUUGUUCUGUAAACUUAUCUUGUUUACAAGCCUUCAAAAUAAAGAACUGGUCACAACCCCUCA
Molecule: messenger RNA, 2476 nt
Organism: Trichomycterus rosablanca
Lineage: Eukaryota; Metazoa; Chordata; Actinopteri; Siluriformes; Trichomycteridae
Gene: tktb
Product: transketolase b
Exons: 14
Coding region: 99-1979 (626 amino acids)
Molecular function (GO): transketolase activity; thiamine pyrophosphate binding
Source: RefSeq, a predicted model, not a curated record